GGGCGUUAUAAUUCUGGGCCUGUAAUUCUUUUUGGGCUUGUUGGGCCUUUGUUGGAGUAGUGGGAGUCUGUGGGCCGGGGGUUCCCGGGCCAUAUGCUCCAUCAGGAGUCCCUCACUCCUUUUGCCGAAAGGUACUUGAGGGAAAAGGAGUAAAUUGUGUCUGCCAUUUUGAUGUUGCUCCGUUGUAAUUUGGUGAGGAGUUUGUUGUUUGUGUGUCCCUGCCGAAGGAAGUCCCCCAGUUACCCACAUGUCGGGACUUGAGGGCUUGCUUUGCCGUUUUGUUGGAAUUUUUCACCAAUUUUGUAAUUUAAUGAUUUUCCCGAGGGGGUCCUCCAGUCCCCCACUCCUUGAGGCACUUGUAAAGUGGUGAAAAGGAGUAAAGUAGUUGCGUUGCUGUUAUGGGCCGAAGGCUGACGCUUUUCGUUUCAUUUUGGGGGGAUGCCUCGUUAAAAACCUCAUUAGGAAAAACCCUGUGGGAAAAAAUCCUAAUGAGGGAAAAAGAGUGCACCGAAUUCCCCCAACGAUGAAUCGAAAAUGUGAAACCUUGGUCAAGAAUCGAGAAUAACGGUAAUGCCGAAGGCUCUUCUUUUUCUGAGGGCUCAUGUGUUGAUUAGCCGAAGGCUUGCUGCUGAUGUCAUGGGGGGUGCCGAAGGGGAGCCCCUCAAUCUGGGGAUCGAGGGCGCGAUGGAUGAGGGCAGUAGUUGCAUUGUCACCGGGGGGUCCACUGCUUGUUGAUUAGUUGGUGAUGAUGAUAUCCGAGGGCUCCCUUUACCUGUGUGCCGUAGGCUAUCGGUCAAUGAGACAUACUACCCGGGGGCUACCCGGCCCUCACAGUGCUGAGGGGGGAAUCCCCGAGGGGUGGCCUGAUAUGAGGCUUUGGGCUCCUGAAGGAGUGAUCCCGAAGGCGACUGUUAUGUACUGUGUGGGCACAACCCGGGGGCGUCUCCGGGUAAGUGUACCCGAAGGCCCUCCUUGAUGAAGUGGAGUGAAGUAAGAAAACCCGGGGGCUCCCCAGAAUAUAGCCGUUGGAAAUAAACCCGUUGGAAUAUGUAACGUCAGGAUAUAGUCGUUGGGGGGGUACACGUGGCGCGUGAUGGUUCGCUGUCCGUGGGCGGCGUUAUUGAUUGGGCGAUACCGCGGUCUGUAAUGAUGGCGAUCCAACCGGAGGCCCGGUUUCCAGGCCCAAGCCCGGAUCCCAGCGCCUAUAAAUACCCCAAGGCCAGGCCACUCUCCGUUGUGCGAUCUCAGUGUAGCGAAGCUCUGGCAAAAUUUUUCUAGAGAGAGAAACUUGCCCUCGGUUGAAUCCUCAGUUCUCAAGGUCAGUUCUCCAUCCGCCUUUCACCUCUUAGCUAGUUGUAUUGUGCUCUUAGGCUAGGAGAUAGAAUAUUUAGAAACCACUAGCGUCUACGAGCCUUCGAACUAGAGUCAGAAUGUCGUCCCAGAGUGACUCUCAAGACAUCUCGGGGGCGCCCUCGAUGGAGGAUGAAGUCCUCUCGGACGUGGAGUCCUCAAGUGCACAGUCUUCGGUGGGACAGGAUGCCGCCGUUGCCCUGGAGCUGCAGAAAGCCCUCGUUGCUGAGGCGGAAGCCGAGGGCUUCGAGCAAGAAUGUGAGGACGAAGAGUUGGCCCUAGCCUGGCAAGCAGCUGAAGAGGAGGCGCAAAGAGAAGGCGCGAGGGUCACCGUUGCUGUGCUCCCCCCUCGGGGUGCUGGUGAGGCCAGCACCUCUCGGCCGCUGAACGCGGUUCCCAUCCGGGUGGCCCCCGGAAAAAAGAAGGCCAAGGUAGCUGCUCCCAAGAAGAAAAAGGGCAGCGUUGCAGAUCAAGGGAAGCCCCUCGAUAUGCCCGAGGGGUACUCCUACCUGAACACCGCCGCCUUGGAGAUAAGAUCGAAGGUUGACGCGGCGGAUAUUUAUGUCACUCAGCUUCACGUAGGCCCCUCGGCCAUCGUGGUGACACCGGGCCCAGAUGACAUCCUUUCCCGGGCUCCCGAGGGUUGUAUUGCGGUGCACGUUCUCUCGGUGUCUAUGGGGCUCCGCUUCCCCCUGCACCCUUUCCUCCGGGAGUACCUUCGGUUCGUGGGUCUGGUCCCCUGCCAGCUGACCCCGAACAUCCAUUCAUAUAUUACUGGCUUCCUCCAGCUCUGCAAGUCCCGGGGGGUGACGCCUAGCCUGGACCUCUUCUUCCAGAGCUUUAAUUUGUGCCGUGGGGGGGGGGGGCACGCGAAUGCCGAGGGCUUCACCAACUUACAGCAGGUGGCCCUCUUCAAGCUCUUUACUGAGGCGCCCUCCUCCAACAAAGGGUGGAAAGAUCGGUGGUGCUACGUGAGGCUGACCGAGAGCCCCUUCCCGAGGGAACUGCGUGACCGGUUUAGGAGGCAUGAGAAGAGGAGAAGUGCCGCCCUCGAGAAAGACGGCAGGAUCCUGGCCAAGAUUCCGGAGGGCCGGGACAAAAACAUCACCAUUAAGGAGUGCACCAAGGAGGAGGAUCUCUAUACCCUCGGGUUCAGGCGGUAUCGCUUCCUGGGGGAGACAGAUGGGAAGUUCCCGGUGUUCGAGGGAGCCUCCGGAGGUAGUGGCUGAGGGCACCCUUAUUUUAUAUCUUAGCAGAUAGUCCAUCUGCUAGUUCGUUUCUUUUUUGUGUCAUCUGAUAGUACCCCUCGGUUUUAACCCCACACUGUUUUUGCAGGUAUCCCAGUCAAUAUGAUGAAUGUCAAGGGGCUCGCAGAUCUGAAGAAGAAAAAACCUUCCAAGGCCCCGAGGGGGACGGAUGCGGGUGCCCCAAAACCCGCCAGUGACUUCUUCAAGAAGCCGGAGGGGCCAUCGGCGGCCCCAAACACUGAUGCAGCUGCCGCUGCCAAGAGGAAAGGCACGGGCAAGGCUCCUGAGAGCAAAAAGCCCAAGACCGGGGAUGCCGGGAAGAAAAGCCCCCCGGUGGUCAUUGUUGAUAAUUGCCCCGCCUCCGGGGUGCACGAGGAGAUGCCGGUGGCGAAAGUCCCGGGGGGUGUCCGGGAGCCAUCCUCCGAGGUUCUGACGAUCUCCGUCCCGAUUGGUACGGCCGUGAUGAAUGGCACGGCUGAUCCGAGGGCGCUUCUGAGAGGUAUAACCCUCGAUAUUGAUAGGACAGCCCUCGGGGAUGAUGACGACCAAGCCCUCGAGGACAGGAUCCUCCGGUCUUCCCUUACGACCUGCAUUGCCCUCGGAGAGCAAGCCCGGCGGCUAGAGGAGUGGCGCCUUCGCAAGGCUGAGCAGGAUGCUAAGAUGCGGGAGCUCAUCCGCCAGAAUGCCGAUGCUGUCCGGCAGAUGGCUAUGCUGGAGGAGAGCCUUCGGCAGAUGACCCUGCGGGCGGAGGCCGCAGAUCGGGGCAGGACGGAGGCUGAAAGGUCCGCAGCUGAGGCUUUGGAGAGAGCUGCCAGGGAGGCCGAGGCCGCGAAGAUGGAAGCCGUCGAGAGAGCCCGAGGGGACGCAAUCUCGGGGUUUUUGGCAUGGGGGUGGUGGGCCGAGGAGCACAAGCAAUGGCUGUCCUCAGUCGUCGAGUCCUCGGUUGACGAGUGGUGCGAUGGGCCCGGUGUGGAGUGGGUUUCCCGAAAGGGUAAACAAUAUUAUGAUGGGGGCGAGUUUUUCACCCAAGCCCUCAUCUACCGGAGGAUGGCUCGCCACUUGAAGAUUGAGCCAAAGGGCUUCGACCCGGCGGCAUACGGGCUUCCCCCCUGCAGCCAGAUGUCCGCGUUCCUCUCCCCUCCGAUGUCGAGAGGCCAGACCUAGAGGAUACAGAGCUCAUGAAGGAAGCCGAGGGUGACGAACCUGAGGCCGAUGCAGAGGUUACUUCGAAGCCAUCGGAGGAGGCGGCCCCCGGAAAUGACGUUGUAUAAUUUGUAAUUUAUACUCAGUAAUUUGAACACACUUGUA
Cuscuta europaea is the source of this 3905-nucleotide messenger RNA. The record is from the annotation of a GenBank genome assembly. Lineage: Eukaryota; Viridiplantae; Streptophyta; Magnoliopsida; Solanales; Convolvulaceae.